UGACCUAUAAUUCACUAUGUACCUUAGUUGGCCUUGAACUUCCGGCACUCCUCUUGAGUGCUGGUAUUACAAAUGACCAUGCCUCAUGUGCCUCCUUCAUAGGGAAGAAACUUAGGAUAAGUAGCUCCUUGAAUGCUACACAACUUGGACUGGAUCAUUGUAUAGACCUGAACACAAAGCUCAGAAACUCAGUCUUUUCACUAACUGGAUAGAUAAGGCUUGGGUCUCCCAAGUCAGGCAUUCACUUUAUUAGGUCUCAGAGCUGACUGCUCAAUGCUGAGUUGGGUGGUGGAUCCAGGAACUGUUGGUUGGAGUAUAAUUCUGCUAAGAGGUGUUGUGUUUUGUUGGUACUUGUGUGUUACAUAGGGAAAAGAGUGUGUAUCAAAACUGCCUUCUCAGAACUGUUGGAGGUUACAAGGUAGUUUGGCAUCAUUACCCACCCAUGCCUUCUCAUCUGGUCUAAGUGAUGAAACUUAGUAGUUAGUGACCAUUGGCAGUCAAAGUUUAGGGACAGGAACAAGCUAUGUAGGUGGAAGUAAUGUCUUGAGCCAGACCACAGGACAGAAAAUUGGAACAGAAUUACAUAAAGCAAGAUCAGAAAUUUCCUGUCCAGCCCACAGGGUGGAGCUGAGUCCACCCUUCUCCAUCAUCCUGAAUAUAAGCCCGCCUCAAUGUCAGAAGCAGAAAAGAGCUAUUAGGACUGGUGCAGCUCGGCAUCAGCCAUGAAUCUCAAGGUGCUACUGGUAUUUUUGGUGCUGUCUCUCGUUACUGUCUUUGCUCUGGCCUAUGUCUUGCUGACCAGGCAGGGCAGUUCCAGCCAGUCUCCUCGAUGCCCUUCCAUACCUCCCAGAAUUCAUCCUUGGACAACCCCUGGCCAGAACCAGCUGUUUGCAGACCUGAGCCUUGAAGAGCUGACAGCUGUGAUGAGCUUUCUGACCAAACACCUGGGGCCAGGGCUGGUGGAUGCAGCCCAGGCUCGACCCUCGGACAACUGUGUCUUCUCAGUAGAGUUGCAGCUGCCUGCCAAGGCUGCAGCUCUGGCCCACCUGGACAAAGGGGGCCCCCCACCUGUGCGGGAGGCCCUGGCCAUCAUCUUCUUUGGUGGACAACCCAAGCCCAAUGUGAGUGAGCUGGUGGUGGGGCCCCUGCCUCACCCCUCCUACAUGCGGGAUGUGACUGUGGAGCGUCAUGGUGGGCCCCUGCCCUAUUACCGGCGCCCCAUGCUGAAAGCUGAGUUUGUUCAGAUAUGGAGGCAUUUGAAAGAGGUGGAGCUACCGAAGGCACCCACCUUUCUGGUUUCUGUCUUGAACUACAAUGGCUCCACUUUGGCACCUCUGCAUUCUACUGCUAGUGGCUUCAAGGCAGGCGACCGGGCUACCUGGAUAGCCUUCUACCAUAACAUCUCAGGUCUUGGAGUGUUCCUUCACCCCGUGGGGCUGGAGCUACUGUUGGACCAUGGGGCCCUGGACCCUGCCCACUGGGUAGUCCAACAGGUCUUCUACCUUGGACAUUACUACUCGGACUUGGCCCAGUUAGAAUGGGAGUUUAAAGCUGGCCUCUUAGAAGUGAUUCAGGUUCCUCUACCCACACCAAAUGGGGCUUCCUCCCUGAGGCCUAGAGUCACUCCAGACCCUUCUCUUACCCCUCUUCAGUUCUCACUCCAAGGUCCCCAGUACAACAUACAGGGAAACUCAGUGAUAUCUCCCCUCUGGACAUUUACCUUUGGUCAUGGGGUGUUCACUGGCUUAAGAAUUUUUGACAUUCGGUUCAAGGGUGAGCGUGUGGCUUAUGAAGUCAGUGUCCAGGAGUGUCUGACAGUUUAUGGUGCUGAUUCCCCCAAAACAAUGAUGACCCGAUACUUGGACAGCAGCUAUGGGCUUGGUCAAAACAGCCGAGCCUUGGUUCAAGGGGUAGAUUGCCCCUAUCAAGCCACAAUGGUGGACAUCCAUGUACUGGUGGGCACGGGAUCAGUCCGGCUGCUCCCAGGAGCUGUGUGUGUAUUUGAGGAAGCUCAGGGACUACCCCUUCGAAGACAUCACAAUGGUAUUGGGGGUCAUUUCUAUGGUGGUUUGGCCAGCUCAAGCCUUGUGGUUAGGUCGGUGUCAUCAGUGGGCAACUAUGAUUACAUUUGGGACUUUAUGCUGCACCCAAAUGGGGCACUUGAAGCGCGUGUCCAUGCCACAGGCUUUAUCAACACAGCUUUCCUGAGUGGAGGAGCUGAAAGUCUUCUCUUUGGGAACCGUGUGGGAGAAAGAGUACUGGGAGCUGUGCAUACACACGCUUUCCACUUCAAACUGGACCUUGAUGUGGCAGGUUUGAAAAACUGGGUGGUAGCUGAAGAUACAGUCUUUAAGCCUGUAGCAGCCCCCUGGAACCCAGAGCUUCAGCUCCAGCGCCCACAGCUCACCAGGCAGGUCCUGAGCAGGGAAGACCUGGCUGCAUUUCCCUUGGGGAGCCCUCUUCCGCGAUACCUUUACCUGGCUACCAACCAGACCAAUGCCUGGGGUCACCAGCGCGGGUACCGGAUCCAGAUCCACAGCCCUCCUGGUGUGCAUGUACCUUUGGAGAGCGACAUGGAGAGGGCUCUCAGCUGGGGGAGAUACCAGCUUGUGGUGACCCAGAGGAAGGAGGCAGAGUCCCACAGCAGCAGCAUCUAUUACCAGAAUGACAUGCGGACCCCCACUCUGGCCUUUGCUGACUUCAUCAACAAUGAAACCCUCUUAGGAGAGGAUCUGGUGGCUUGGGUGACAGCCAGUUUCCUGCACAUCCCCCAUGCUGAGGACAUACCCAACACAGUGACUGUGGGAAACAGAGUGGGCUUCUUGCUUCGACCCUACAAUUUCUUCAACGAAGAUCCCUCUAUCUUCUCCCCUGGCAGCGUGUACUUUGAGAGGGACCAGGAUGCCAGGCUCUGCAGCAUCAAUCCUGUGGCCUGCACCCAACAGCUGGCAGACUGUGUCCCCAACUUGCCCACCUUUUCCUAUGAAGGCUUAUAGGCAUGAGGCUGUGGUGAGACCCCAGGAUAGGAGGAUGAGAUGCACACAGUCUGUUCUGUCCCUGUGUUUUUGUCACCUGCCCCCCCCCCCAGGUUCCCAUCCUCUGUUCCUUAGAAAGCAGUCUUUCUGCACUAAAGUCGUGGGUAUCCCCCUGUGGGUUGAUUCUUGCUUCCUGCCUGUCUUUUGUGUUUGUUUCUGUUUGAAACAGGG
This is a messenger RNA of Arvicanthis niloticus (Nile rat), 3206 nucleotides long. RefSeq names its product amine oxidase copper containing 2 (gene Aoc2). The record is from RefSeq and is a predicted model, not a curated record. Gene Ontology annotation, molecular function: quinone binding; copper ion binding; primary methylamine oxidase activity. Lineage: Eukaryota; Metazoa; Chordata; Mammalia; Rodentia; Muridae. Gene Ontology annotation, biological process: amine metabolic process. Gene Ontology annotation, cellular component: plasma membrane.